GGACUUGAGCGUUCAAGUUGAAGUCAAAACUGAACCGAGCGAACAGUCGGCGACGACAUGGAGGCCAGAAAAUAUUAAGAGAGAAGAAAAGGGAAGAAAACGGUAAACGAGGAACGCGUUUGACGAUAUUUGUGCUCCUGUCGCUUCAUUGUAAAGGCUCGCGAGCAAGGGAGCGAGUGAGCGGGCGGCGAGGAUGUCGGCGGAGGUAGACGUUCUGCUGCAGGAGGCCAAAGAGAGCAUCGAGGCGGCGCAGAAUUUCCGCGCCGAGUUGCAGCUGAGACUCGGUGGACUCAACCAAGCGCGGAAACAGGUGCGGGGCAGCUCGAGCCAGGCCCGCGAGGCCCUCCGCAGGCACUUUGCCGAAUUGCAGACGGCGGCAACCCGGCUGCUGUCGGAGCGACUGAGCACACUCCUCGCCGAGGUGGACGCCAUCGAGGCGGACAGCGUCAAGCCUCUGGACGACUGCCAGAGCCUGGUAGAGUAUGGCGUGGGCCAGGCCGAUGAGCUCCUCAGAGAGGGGGAAGCGGCUCUGCGCUGCGGGCUCGGCGAGAAAGAAGACAAACUGGGAAGCUUCACCAAGAAGGCCAUGCACAUCCAGUUGGACAGCCUUCCGGAGGUUCCAGCUCUGGUGGAUGUCCCGUGCGUGUCGGCCCAGUUUGACGACUCACUGCUGGGUCUGCUGCGGGAGCGUGUCUGCCGUCACGGCUCGGUGGCCUCGCACCCGCCCGUCCUCCUCGAGGAGCUGCAGGAGAGACCCGGGAGCAUCCUGGUGCGCUGGUGUAAGGUGGACGAGGACUUUGCCGCCGCUGACUACCGACUGCAGUACCGGCGCUCGGGCAACGGGGGGAGCCAGUAUGAGGAUGCCUACGUGGGGCCUGAGACUGACUUCCUGGCGCUGGGCCUGGACCCCAACACCCACUAUACGUUCAGGGUGUGCGCUCGCGGCGAGGGCCGCACCGAGUGGAGCCCCUGGAGUGUCGCCCAGACCGGAUACACCACCAUGGAGCCGCACGAGUGGCGUCCAGGUACGGAGGGUUACAUCGUGAGCAGCAGACGUAACAUCGCCUUGAGGAACGACGCUGUUCCGUCCAGCUGCCCUGUGCUCUACUCCAACGCACCCACUUACUUCUGUGGCCUCACCCUCACAUUCAAGAUUUCGGCAAUGGGUCAGCCAGACCGCCGGGACAGUUUGGGCGUGUGCGUGGACGGAGAAAGCGGCCACCGCUCGCUUCAGAGAGAUCAGGCCGUCUGCAUCUCCACCAAUGGAGCCGUGUUCGUGAAUGGUAAGGAGAUGACCAAUCAACUCCCGACGAUCACUCUUGGCUCGGCGGUGACGUUCGACAUGGAGGUGGUGGCCGUGGUCCCGCUCAACAACAACCUCGUUAGCGACGACAUCGGCGGCCUGAAGCUGCGCGUCACCAUCGGCUCGGGCAACCGUGAGGUGGUUUUCGAUUGGCUGCUGGACACGGCCGUGGAUGGGCUCUUCUUUGGGUGCGCAUUUGCGCAUGCCGGCUGGAAGGUGCUCGUCUUUUAAAGGACAAUACUGGACUUGUGCGUCAAAGUUCCAGGAGUCUAUAGUCUGUGUGACUUCCUGGAAUGGAGAGUUUCCAAUCAGGUAAGGUUCUUGGACAUCUCAGAAGUACUGCCGCCCCUAGCAGGGUCUUGUUUUGGACCCCAAACUUUCCUCAGGACUUAAUAGCUCCUGCAGUCCAACCACACUUUUUUUUUUUUUGUUCACCUGAAGUUCUUGGAGCUUUGGUGCUUGGUAUAAAUUAGUCCCAAUGUUCCUGGAUGUCUCAAAAGCGCUAACUCAAAGGGCAGGGUCCAAUAAAUUGUCCUGGAACUCAAUUCAGACUGGUUCCAGGGUAGUAGAAAUGAAUGACCUCAUCAACCUCCAGAAGCCAUUUUGUAGGACGAGCGUGCAUUAAUUUUGUUUACAAUCACUCAAAACGGUGUCUUCGUGACUUUUCUUUUUUUUUUUAUGAAUGACAAUCCUUUCACGGUUCCCGGAUUUGAGUGAAUCAUGAAAGACUGAGAACAUGACAGAAUUUUGUUUUAUGUUUUCAAGAUCUGUGACACUGAACCUUUCUAGUUUGUUUUAGUGGCAAGCGUGUAGUCAUCUAGUAUGACAUCAGUGUGUAAGGUGCCAAUCAAUGGAGGAGAAACUUUGUGUCGGUACUUACACUUCAGGGUGGCAAAAAAAGUGAUUGCAAAUUCUGUAGAAAUGUCACAUAACCAAGGAGGCCGUCCUUCUGCCAUCUUUAAAAAAAAAAAAAAAAA
Molecule: messenger RNA, 2280 nt
Organism: Syngnathus acus (greater pipefish)
Lineage: Eukaryota; Metazoa; Chordata; Actinopteri; Syngnathiformes; Syngnathidae
Gene: crlf3
Product: cytokine receptor-like factor 3
Exons: 9
Coding region: 194-1534 (446 amino acids)
Molecular function (GO): protein binding
Source: RefSeq, a predicted model, not a curated record